Podospora anserina S mat+ is the source of this 192-nucleotide messenger RNA. RefSeq lists its product as uncharacterized. Lineage: Eukaryota; Fungi; Ascomycota; Sordariomycetes; Sordariales; Podosporaceae. The transcript is spliced from 2 exons. The record is from RefSeq and is a predicted model, not a curated record. The coding region runs from base 1 to 192 and encodes 63 amino acids.
AUGAAGUUCAUCGCCGCCGUCCUUGCUCUGGCCACUGUUGCCUUUGCCUACCCCACCGUCAACAUGAAUGCCCCGGUCAAGCGUCAAAACAUUGUCACCGCCGACGUCUCGGCCCCGGCCAUGACCGAUGCCUCUGGCAACGUCGUUCCGUUUGACGCCACCAGGGUUGACCAGGCCCGCCGCAAGCUCUAA